This is a messenger RNA of Stegodyphus dumicola, 531 nucleotides long. Its product is annotated as intraflagellar transport protein 25 homolog. The record is from RefSeq and is a predicted model, not a curated record. Lineage: Eukaryota; Metazoa; Arthropoda; Arachnida; Araneae; Eresidae. Gene Ontology annotation, biological process: intraciliary transport. Gene Ontology annotation, cellular component: intraciliary transport particle B; cilium.
UUAUGUAAUGAUUUGAAGUCACAAACUUAAUGCUGUGUUUCUUUGCUUAAAAGUAAUCUCAGCCUGAUUGCAAAUAUGAUGGAUUUAGCUUCAUCAAGUGUUGGUGGUCAUAUAGUAAUGGCAUCUUCAAAUGAUUCUAGAUUUCCGCCAAGGAAUAUUUUGGAUGGGAAACUUGAUACUUUUUGGGUCACAACAGGUCUUUAUCCUCAGUGUUUUGUUCUCUCUUUAUCAGAAGCAGCAGAUGUAAAAGCAAUAACUAUGCAUUCUUAUAAUAUUAAAGAUCUCAGAAUAGAAAAGUCUAUAAAAGAAGAUCCCGUGGAAUUUGAAGAAAUUUUAGAAACAGGUCUUGAAUCAAGUGAAGGAACACCCCAACAGAAAACAUUUUCACCUGCUUUGUGUGAAGCAAGAUAUUUGAAAUUCAUAAUUAAUUCAGGAUAUGAUCACUUUUGUACAGUUUUUAAAAUUACAGUUAGUGGAACUGUUCUUUGAAGUGCAAGAAAAAAAUAUAAAUAUUAAAAACUUCUUAAUGAU